UCCUCUCCUUCUAUAAAUACUCAAAUCACUUCCGAAACAUCUCCUUUUGCCAUAACCCUAAUCAUCGGGUGUAACAACGCUGCUCCGAACUAACUGAAAGAAAACCCUAGAUCUAAACCACACUCUUCUUCUUCAUCAGAUCGUUUCACAUCAAGCUUUUGAGGAUGGUGUCUGACGCUAGCAAAAAGAAGGCCGCACAGAAGAAGGCGGCGGCAGCAGCGAAGAGAGGUGGGAAGUCAGCAGCCGCGGCUGCUUCAUCUAAAGCAGCAGCUACGGCGGCGGCCGAUGAUGCCAGUGUUGAUAAGUUGUCGAAUGGGGUUGGGACUAUUCAGAUAUCGGAUCGGACUUGUACUGGUGUGCUUUGUUCGCAUCCUCUUUCCAGAGAUAUUCGGAUCGAGUCUUUAUCAGUUACUUUCCACGGACAUGAUCUCAUUGUUGAUUCUUUGCUUGAGCUCAAUUAUGGCAGACGAUAUGGAUUGCUGGGAUUAAAUGGAUGUGGGAAAUCAACCCUGUUAACUGCAAUUGGUUGCCGUGAGCUCCCAAUUCCAGAACACAUGGAUAUAUAUCACCUCAGCAGAGAAAUUGAAGCUUCUGACAUGUCUGCACUUGAGGCUGUCAUUAGCUGUGAUGAGGAGAGGUUGAAAUUAGAGAAGGAAGCUGAGAUAUUAGCAGCACAGGAUGAUGGUGGUGGAGAGGCCCUUGAACGUGUCUAUGAACGUUUGGAGGCUAUGGAUGCUUCUACUGCAGAAAAACGGGCUGCUGAGAUCUUAUUUGGUCUUGGUUUUAACAAGCAGAUGCAAGCAAAGAAAACUCGAGAUUUUUCUGGUGGGUGGAGGAUGAGGAUUGCAUUAGCUCGGGCUCUGUUCAUGAACCCUACUAUCCUUUUGCUUGAUGAACCUACCAAUCAUCUUGAUUUGGAAGCUUGUGUCUGGUUGGAGGAAACUUUGAAGAAAUUUGACCGCAUCCUAGUUGUGGUGUCUCAUUCCCAGGAUUUCUUGAAUGGUGUCUGUACCAACAUUAUACACAUGCAAAACAAGAAAUUGAAGAUCUACACUGGGAACUACGACCAAUAUGUUCAGACCCGUUCUGAACUGGAGGAGAAUCAGAUGAAGCAGUACAAGUGGGAGCAGGAGCAGAUUGCUUCAAUGAAGGAGUACAUUGCCAGAUUUGGACAUGGAUCAGCAAAAUUAGCUCGUCAAGCGCAAAGCAAAGAGAAAACGCUUGCAAAAAUGGAGCGUGGUGGUCUUACAGAGAGGGUGGUCAGAGACAAGGUUCUGGUCUUCCGUUUUGUUGAUGUUGGGAAGCUUCCACCUCCAGUCCUUCAAUUUGUGGAAGUUACAUUUGGUUAUACUCCUGAGAAUCUUAUUUACAAGAACCUGGACUUUGGGGUAGACCUGGACUCCAGGAUUGCUCUUGUUGGGCCCAAUGGUGCUGGGAAAAGUACGCUGCUGAAGCUUAUGACAGGGGAUUUGGCUCCUCUUGAUGGCAUGGUUCGGCGGCACAAUCACUUGAGGAUUGCACAAUUUCAUCAACACUUGGCUGAAAAGCUUGACUUAGACAUGUCUGCUCUACAAUAUAUGAUCAAGGAAUAUCCGGGGAAUGAGGAAGAAAAAAUGAGAGCAGCAAUUGGGAAGUUUGGGCUGACUGGCAAAGCCCAGGUGAUGCCCAUGAAGAAUCUCUCAGAUGGGCAGAGGAGCAGGGUGAUAUUUGCUUGGUUAGCUUACAGGCAACCCCAAUUGCUGCUGUUAGAUGAGCCAACUAACCAUUUAGAUAUUGAGACUAUUGACUCUCUUGCUGAAGCAUUGAAUGAAUGGGAUGGUGGUUUGGUUCUUGUUAGCCAUGACUUCAGGCUUAUAAACCAGGUAGCAGAAGAGAUAUGGGUUUGUGAAAAUCAAGCCGUUACCCGAUGGGAGGGUGAUAUUAUGGACUUCAAAGAGCACCUCAAGAGAAAGGCUGGCUUAUCUGAUUGAGUCGGAUUAUAUUAAUAGAAGUGAAGAAUAUGAUCCUACUAUCAUCAUGCCCUAAUCUAUCGUUGAGAAUCACAGCACACACAGGUUAUGGUUGUGGAUCACAACAUGGGCAGGUGAGUGCCGCCUAAGGAUGGUGUUUGACCAAGGUGAAUUACGGUGAAAGUUAAGCUAGAGAGCAGAGAGGUAACAAAAGGCUUGGUUAUUGUUUUGAGCUGAAAUGUGCCUUUCCUGUGCUUAGUGACCAGGUGAUUAUUUUUGUUUUUGAUUAUUAUAUUUGCACUUGGUUGUGCAAGAGAAGGAUGAUUAAGAAUAUUUCUAAGAGGUUUAGGUUAUACUUAUGCAGACCUCUUAUAUGUGCUUUGUUAUAUUUGAGAAUAUUGUUGUACUUGAGGACUUCGGUGGUAACCUAAAUUUUAUGUUUUAGGUUUGGUUCUUAAUGUGGUAUUUCUGAUUCUCA
Messenger RNA from Jatropha curcas, 2427 nucleotides. RefSeq names its product ABC transporter family protein (gene ABCF1). Lineage: Eukaryota; Viridiplantae; Streptophyta; Magnoliopsida; Malpighiales; Euphorbiaceae. The record is from RefSeq and is a predicted model, not a curated record. Gene Ontology annotation, molecular function: ATP binding; ATP hydrolysis activity.